CCAAAAUCACACCUCCACUUGUUUUCCCUCUCCUCCGCAUUCCCCCAAUCGCCGCCGCCCCUUACCCUCUAUAAAAUCCCACCCCCAACCCUAAUCCCUCUCCUCACACAAACAUUUCUACAAACACCAUAUCUUCUCCCUCCACCACACAAAUCCAAAAUUCCCCUCUCCUCAAAACCAAUCCAAACUUCAAUUUCUCAAUCCCAAUUUGCCGCCAUGGCCAUUGCUCAACGGAUCGCCCGCGCCGCGGUGGAGCAGCCGAAGCUAGUCGCGCCCCAGGCCGUCGCCCUCACGCAGGACGAUUUGAAGAAGAUCGCCGCUUACAAGGCCGUGGAGCACGUGAAAUCCGGCAUGGUGGUGGGGCUCGGCACCGGCUCCACGGCCAAGCACGCCGUCGACCGAAUCGCGCAGCUCCUCCGCCAGGGGAAGCUGAAGAACAUCGUCGGCGUGCCGACGUCGACGCAGACGCACGAGCAGGCGGUCUCGCUCGGGAUCCCGCUCUCGGAUCUCGGCUCCCACCCCGUCGUCGAUUUGGCGAUCGACGGCGCGGAUGAGGUCGAUCCGUCGCUCAAUUUGGUGAAGGGGCGCGGAGGGAGCCUGUUGAGAGAAAAAAUGGUGGAAUCGGUCGCGAAGAAAUUCAUCGUGAUUGUUGACGAAUCGAAAUUGGUGAAACACAUCGGCGGAAGCAGGCUCGCAAUGCCGGUUGAGGUCGUGCAAUUUUGCUGGAGCCAUUCGCUGAAGCGGCUGGAAUCGCUAUUCGCGCACACCGGCUGUGUCGCGCAGCUGCGGAAGGCGGCGGCGGAGGGCGGCGGGAAAAAGCCCUAUGUGACUGACAACAACAAUUACAUCAUCGAUUUGUAUUUCGAGAAGGAAAUUGGGGAUUUGAAUAGGGCGAGCGAUGCGGUGUUGAGGCUUCCUGGAAUCGUCGAUCACGGGAUGUUUAUCGGAUUAGCAACGUCUGUGAUUAUCGCCGGAGUCGACGGCGUCACGAUCAAGACGAAGAAAGGGAAUGAGAUUGAGCGGGAUUACUUCUGCUACAGUGAUUUGAGGAAAGGGUUAUAAAAUUAGGGUUAUUGAUUUGGGGAUUUUUGAUUUACGCUCCUAUUUCUAUGGAUGAAAUUUUGGUAGGAAGAUUAGGAAGCUUAUUUAUUUAACUUUUGUUGUUAAACUCUGAAAAAGGUGGGAUUUUUCUGGUAUUUAUAACAAGGAUUGAUGCCAAUUUACAUGA
Salvia hispanica is the source of this 1228-nucleotide messenger RNA. RefSeq names its product putative ribose-5-phosphate isomerase 1. Lineage: Eukaryota; Viridiplantae; Streptophyta; Magnoliopsida; Lamiales; Lamiaceae. Gene Ontology annotation, molecular function: ribose-5-phosphate isomerase activity. The record is from RefSeq and is a predicted model, not a curated record. Gene Ontology annotation, biological process: pentose-phosphate shunt, non-oxidative branch.